Doryrhamphus excisus (bluestripe pipefish) is the source of this 2051-nucleotide messenger RNA. It is a transcript of the gene dgat1a, whose product is annotated as diacylglycerol O-acyltransferase 1a. The record is from RefSeq and is a predicted model, not a curated record. NCBI's taxonomy places the organism in Eukaryota, Metazoa, Chordata, Actinopteri, Syngnathiformes, Syngnathidae. Gene Ontology annotation, molecular function: diacylglycerol O-acyltransferase activity. Gene Ontology annotation, cellular component: endoplasmic reticulum membrane. Gene Ontology annotation, biological process: triglyceride biosynthetic process.
GGGGGGAUAUCAAUGACAUCUGGCAACCCGUCAGAUGAUAAUUGCACCUUGAGCUUAGCAGCGGCGAUGAAACGCCUCCUACAAGUUCCGGCAGGGACACGACGCUUGUAACCGCGUCCCGCACGCCCUCCGCUCCGGGGACGCCAGCAAGCAAAGGACAUGUCCAGUCCGUGAACACCCUCUGAUCGCAGCCGCUUGAAUGAGCGACAGGGCCGAGAUGAGAGGGCCCACAGCCCGCCAAAGACGGACGACUAUUUCUGGGGGUGGUGGUGGCGGCGGUGUGAAGCAGCAAGCCAACGGGGGCAAGUGGCACAAUGGUGGCGUGGAGAAACCACCUCCGUGUCCCGCUAAAAAGAAGCCGGAGGAGGCACCGAGGCAUGUCAAUAACAGCGGGAAGGCGGACGGGGAGAAAGGGCGGCAGCCCAUUGGCAACCGGAGAAAGUCGAGUAGUCCAUUGGACGAAAUCAGUGAGGGACUCAGCUGCCAUGUCCUGCAGGAGUCUCUUCUGAGCUCAGCCAGCGGCUACAGCAACUACAGAGGAAUCCUCAACUGGUGUGUUGUCAUGCUGCGCCUCCUCUGUCAGGUGCUGAGUAAUGCACGGCUGUUCCUGGAGAACAUUAUAAAGUAUGGCAUCCUGGUAGACCCCAUCCAGGUGGUGUCUCUUUUCCUGAAGGACCCUUAUAGCUGGCCCGCCGCCUGCCUCAUCAUCGUGUCCAAUGUGUUCAUAUUAGCAGCCUUGUACAUUGAGAGACGUCUAGCUGUGGGAACUCUGUCCGAAAGGAGCGGCUGGAUUUUUCACAUCUUCAACUUGGCCUCGCUGUUGAUUUUCCCCUCUGCAACUAUCCUCAGCGUCACCUCCUUUACCCCGGUGGGUGGCAUCCUGUCCUUGGGUAUCUACACCGUGCUGUUCCUCAAGCUGUACUCCUACCAAGACACCAACCGCUGGUGCCGUGAGAUCAGACAAGCCAAAGCCAAGAAGCUGACUCGCUCCAACUCCUGUCCAUCUGUGGCGCAGUCCAAUGGCUCAGCCGUGCACACCCACGUCUCCUACCCCGGGAACCUCACCCACAGAGACGUCUACUACUUUGUGUUCGCCCCGACGCUGUGCUACCAGCUCAACUUCCCCAGGUCGCCGCGGAUACGCAAGCGCUUCCUCAUCAGGAGGCUUUUUGAGAUGCUCUUCUUCAUGCAGCUGCUGGUGGGAUUGAUCCAGCAGUGGAUGGUUCCCACCAUACAGAACUCCAUGAAGCCAUUCCAGGAAAUGGAUUUUUCUAGAAUGGUGGAACGUCUGCUCAAGCUGGCUGUUCCCAACCAUCUGAUCUGGCUGAUAUUCUUCUACUGGUUUUUCCACUCCUCCAUGAACUUUGUGGCUGAGCUGCUGCAGUUUGGGGACAGAGAGUUCUACAGGGACUGGUGGAACUCUGAGACUGUCAUUUACUUUUGGGCCAACUGGAACAUCCCGGUUCACAAGUGGUGUCUGAGACACUUCUACAAGCCCAUGUUAAGGAGGGGGGUCAACAAGCUUCUGGCUCAGACGGCCGUCUUCCUGGUGUCCGCCUUUUUUCACGAGUAUCUGGUGAGUGUCCCUCUGAAGAUGUUCCGACUGUGGGCCUUCAUGGGCAUGAUGGCUCAGGUUCCCCUGGCUUGGUUCGUGGGACGCUUCCUGAACGGCAUCUACGGCAACGCGGCCGUGUGGAUGUCGCUCAUCAUCGGGCAGCCGGUGGCUGUGUUGAUGUACGUGCAUGACUACUACGUCAUGCAUCACGGCCACAGCACGUAACCCGACUGAGGCCAGCGGAACGGAGCUUUGCACGGAGCCUUACUGGGACCACGGUUGCCAAGAAGGCUAGAAAAUGGCCAAAGAUAAGAAAUGUGAAGACCAGAGGAGACGUCAAAUAAGCAAAUCCGCUUUUUCCUACCUUCACAACCACAAGACAAUGCAACCAUGCCACAUUAUGUGUGUUCAUGCCUUUCUUUUGUGUAUUUGUUCAUGACCGCUGCAAUAAUGUGCCAACCCAGUUUGCCAAUGAAUGCUUUGCACUUUAAAGACA